Messenger RNA from Polistes canadensis, 1126 nucleotides. Its product is annotated as ADP-ribosylation factor-like protein 3. The record is from RefSeq and is a predicted model, not a curated record. The transcript is spliced from 4 exons. Lineage: Eukaryota; Metazoa; Arthropoda; Insecta; Hymenoptera; Vespidae. Bases 177 to 869 code for a protein of 230 amino acids. Gene Ontology annotation, molecular function: GTPase activity; GTP binding.
UGUAAGAAUGAUUCGCGCGCUUACGUAGUUCACCGCAUGACAGAACGCGUGAAAUACAUGUCGAAGGUCGAAAGAGAGUUUGCGCGCGUUGACAUGCCGAUAUAUAAUAGAGAGUAAGUGAAAAACGUGUCCGUGUAUUUAUCCUAGAAGAAAGGAAGAGCUACGAGAUAAAUACUAUGUUUUCUAAUGGACGUAAAACGAUAUUCUUGGCUGGUUGUGCAUGUGUUGGAGCUUACGUUGCUUAUCGAUAUUGGAAGAAAAGAGAACUGAAGUCAAUCGACGAAGGUUUCGACGAAGUUACUAAGAUCGAUGACAGUUAUGAAAAAAGGAUACUUCUACUUGGUUUAGACGGAGCAGGUAAAACAUCUGUAAUGAAUCAAAUGCGCAUCAUCUAUGGUGAUAAAAGACCGUAUAAAGUUCCAACUAAACCUACUCGAGGUUUUACUGUAUAUAGAAUAAAAUGUGGAUCUUUUACAUACAAUGUUUGGGAAAUUGGAGGUGCGGAAAGCAAUAGGGAGUUUUGGUCAACCUUUUUACAAGACACCGAUCUUUUGAUAUUUAUGGUAGAUGCUUCUAAUACAAAUAAAUUAUCUCUUGCUGUUUCGACAUUCAAGCAGUUAUUAGGAGAUACACGAAUAGAUACCGUACCAAUAUUAGUUGUUGCCAAUAAACAGGAUAUUCCUGGUGCACUUCUACCGCAUCAAGUAAAAGAAGCUUUAGAUGUGGAAAGUAUUUCUCCACAUAAACAUAAGGUAGAAGUUAUCGGAUGCCAAACGAGGCCUUUACCUGAUUUUCUAUCUGAAUAUACCUGGUAUCAUAAGUCUGUAAAAGCUGUUACUGAAAAAUUAUGUUCUAUGGCUGUUUAUUAAGAAAUUGGUAUUUUUUAAUUUAUUUAUUUCAUUUAUCCAAUGUUUGCACAAUUAAUCUAUAUAGAUAAAAACAAAUAGUAUGGUAGAGGAAACAAAAAAUAUAGUCUCCAUGAUAUAAAGAAGACUGCAAAAUGCUUAAUAUCAGUUAAACCUUGUGUUGAAAAUACAAUGUUCUACGUUGUACAUACAACGCUAUUGCCGUAACGUUGCUGUGAUGGAAUACAUUCAUUUUUGUAAUAAUAAUAUUAUUUAUAGCA